Messenger RNA from Anopheles nili, 1365 nucleotides. RefSeq lists its product as uncharacterized. The record is from RefSeq and is a predicted model, not a curated record. Bases 1 to 1272 code for a protein of 423 amino acids. The transcript is spliced from 3 exons. Lineage: Eukaryota; Metazoa; Arthropoda; Insecta; Diptera; Culicidae.
AUGAAUGCUGUGCAUAAUAUAUUGCUAUCAAAUGAAGACUGUGAAAAAAUAAUUGCAGCUGAUAAAAGUACGACAAAUGAACUAGUUAAAAUAAUUAAAUACGAACCAGAGCGCAUUCCUGGCAAACCCGGAUAUCUAGGAGAAUACACUUUCCUGGAUAUAUAUUUUGAAGUGGCAAAUGGAUCCAUCCUUUCCCAGCGGUACUUUGCAAAAUCGCUCCCGUACCACGACCAAGUGCUUACGACUGCUGUCGAAGAAUGGGGAAUAUUCCGCAAAGAGACAGAAUUAUAUUGUCAAAUAUUUAAUCAAUGCGUACGUAACACGAACAAGGUCAUAAAGUGGUCUCCUGAAUGUUUUCUUGCUAGAAAUAACCUGCUCGUAAUGGAAGAUCUUACGAGGAUGGGAUUUAAAACAAUAUCAUUCCAGACGACUUUUAACGAGCAUCACAUUAAGCUAGUUUUAGAUCGACUAGCGCAAAUGCACGCUUGUUCGUUUGAGUAUGAAAUAAACCGUCUUGAAGGACAGUCGAUUGGAUCGUUAUUUAACGAGCUAAUAUUGUUCGAAACCACAUUCACCGAAAGUAGUGGAUGGUUCAUGGCAGGACUUAAGGGAAUCGAAAAAAUUGCACUGGAAAGGAACCGUUAUGCGAUAGACCCGUCUAAGAAAUCUGUGAUACAGAAUCGAUUAUGGGACUGUAUGAAACAAAUCUUUUCGCUGGCAGAAUGUACAACUAAAUUUCGAUCAGUAGUCGUCCAUCGAGAUCUGUGGUUUAACAACAUCAUGUUUAAGUGCGACUGUUUGGACGCUAUGUGCGAGGAACCCAAGGAAUGCAUUCUGAUAGAUUUCCAGCUGGCACGUUAUUUGCCGCCUGCUGUUGAUUUUUUGUGCGCCCUAUACUUACUCACGGACAGUGAGCAUCGCAAGCGAUUUGAAAAGACACACGUGGAAUACUACUACGCAUCACUUCAACGGAAAUUAGCAAUAUUAGGACUAGACGGAGCAGCCAUUCUUUCCAGAGAACAGUUUGAAAAAAGCUUAGACCAUUACCGUCUUAUGGGUUUUGUUUGGACAGGCGUACUGCACGGUUUCGUAAAUUUUCCUCAAGGUGUUUUAGAUAAACUACAUCAUCACGAUCCAAAGACAUAUACUCGAAUGUCGAUGGAAAAUCGUGACGAUUUUAUUCUCAAGUAUUAUGAUGAAGAUCGGUACUUCCGCGAACGAUUAGACGAUAUCGUUACUGAGCUGUUACAGUUUUUAUUCAAUUUUUCUUAAACAGUUAAUACGAUGAAUUCAUUCAAACAAAUAUAGUGGAAAUAAACUGUCAACUUUAGCCUAAGAAAUCUGAAUAAAAGAAAUACCACGAGA